Rotaria socialis is the source of this 1407-nucleotide messenger RNA. The record is from the annotation of a GenBank genome assembly. NCBI's taxonomy places the organism in Eukaryota, Metazoa, Rotifera, Eurotatoria, Philodinida, Philodinidae.
AUGUCAGCUUCAGAAGAUGUUAUUCGUAUCCAUACAUCAAUAAAUGGUAACAAUUUAAUUGUCGUAACUCAUCCCAAAGCUUAUUUACGUUUACCAUUAAUUAAACAUGAACUAAAACAGUGCAGCUUACCAUAUAAGACUUAUUCAAAUCCGAACCGCGCUGUAAAGAAAGUGAAACAACUAAUUUUUGAAAAAUUGUUUCUAAUUAGAUGCCGAUCUAUUGAUUAUAAAACUGUCUCUCACUAUUUGAGUUAUGAAUUGCCAAAAGUUGAUGCUGCUUACACAAUCGACGAGGAAACUGAUAAUGAUGAUGAUAUCACUGCCGUGUUUGGUGAUUUAAAAGAGAAUCUAUUAGCAACUGGAUGCUGCAAUUCUGUGUCAUCAUCAACUGAAUCUUUACGAUCGGAAAUAAAUGCUAUCACAAUUAACACGUAUCAUCCAGACUCCGUUAGUAAAGGAAAAAUGUUCUUUCUUUGGAAUCAACUCAUGGCCAGUGCGAUUCUGAAUUUGGCUUAUCCAUCUAAACGGGAAAUUGAUGAAACGAUGUCCAAAUUUAUAAAAUUACACUCCAACAAUGUAACAGCAAAACGAGAACUUAUUAGUUUUCAACAACCCUAUAAUCCAACUGAUGCUAUCAGAAAUGUUGACGCCAUAUUCGAUUUACGUUUUAAUAUUACUGAUCUUCACCGUCACUUGGCAGUGUUAUACCGCGGCCAAAGUCAAGCUAGACGUAGCAAUAAAGAAAAAUGUUGUCGUUACUUUAACACGCCAUUGCAUUGUGGCUUUGACGAUUUCAGCAGAAAUGUUGGUGGUCUCAUUUCAUUCAAUUCAUUUCUUUCCGUAUCGGCUGUAGAAUGUGCUGCAGAAUUUCCUCAUGAUACAGACACUAAAAACGAUAUAUUGGUUGAAAUUGUGAAUGUGGAUUCUAACAGAGACACUGCCAUGCCGUUUGCUAACAUAUCAGAGUCUUCUGCUACAGGAGACAUCCGGGAAACAUUAUUCUCUUGGCAUAGUCCCUUUCUUGUUCAGUCUGUUGAAAAAUCGGAAUCCAGUUUUUCUUCUGUUAAACUUCACUUAAUUACAAAAGAAAAAUUAAGGGAAACUCUAACCGAACUUUCUCAACCGUUUGCUGGUACACUCUGCGAUCCAGAGAGAUUGUUAGCCCAUGGACGAAAGUUUGAAGAAAAAAAUGAGAACCAAAAGGCAGUAGCGUACUACAAAAAAUUAUUCAAAAUUCUUUUAUCGAAUAAUUCAAAUGGUAUUAUUGAUAUGUAUGAACAAUUGGACCGAUUGUACAAGGAAUUUGAUCCGGAAAGUAAAUUUCAACUACAAUUUGGUGGCUUUAUUAAAGCAGUGAACACAAUCGAUUAUAAUCAACAGGAAAUCAAUGAUCUAAUUGACGCUUGA